This is a messenger RNA of Gekko japonicus, 1616 nucleotides long. It is a transcript of the gene B9D1, whose product is annotated as B9 protein domain 1. The transcript has 7 exons. Gene Ontology annotation, biological process: cilium assembly. Gene Ontology annotation, cellular component: MKS complex. Bases 77 to 700 code for a protein of 207 amino acids. NCBI's taxonomy places the organism in Eukaryota, Metazoa, Chordata, Lepidosauria, Squamata, Gekkonidae. The record is from RefSeq and is a predicted model, not a curated record.
CGGCCCGGCCCGUUGCCAAGGAAGGCGCGCCGCGCGGCCCUUAGCAACGGGCCCGCUUUCAACCCCGCCAGGCCCCAUGGCGGUCGCCGCCGCCAACCCCACCGUCUUCCUCCUCAUGGUCAGCGGGCAGAUCGAGAGCGCGCAGUUCCCACAGUACGACGACCUCUACUGCAAAUACUGCUUCGUGUACGGCCAAGACUGGGCCCCCACCACGGGUUUGGAAGAAGGUAUCUCACAGAUCACAUCGAAGAACAGGGGCUCUCAGCAGGACCUGGUGUGGAACUUCCCCAUCGACAUCACCUUCAAAAGCACCAACCCCUUUGGCUGGCCUCAGAUAGUCUUAAGUGUGUACGGCCCAGAUAGUUUCGGCAAUGAUGUGGUUCGAGGCUACGGAGCUGUCCACAUUCCUUUCACUCCAGGAAGCCAUAAAAGAACCAUCCCGAUGUUUGUCCCGGAAUCGACGUCCAAGCUGCAGAAGUUCACAAGCUGGCUCAUGGGACGACAGCCGGAGUUCACGGACCCCAAAGUGGUGGCGCAGGGAGAGGGCCGGGAAGUGACCCGGGUGCGUUCCCAGGGCUUUGUGACUCUCUCGUUCAACGUGGUGACCAAGGAGAUGAAGAAGCUGGGUUACGACGUGAGCCCAGCCGGAAUGCCCAGCCCCUCGCUGGCCUCCAUGGGAGACGGCCUCCAUAGAUACUAAAGCGGAGGAUGGGCCCCGUUCGGCCUCCGCUCAACAGCUGCGUUUCCAACCAGCCGGGGGUUUGAACCGGACUGCCUGAUGCCCAUUCAGUUCUCACAGGAUUCGUCUGCAGGGCGGUAGGGGAUUCAGAACCUCGGGCGCUGGAUAACAACAUGUCAAAGUAGGUGCCGUUCAGCUUUUUAACGCCCUUUCGUGUGACGCGCUCCCUGCUCUUUAGGAAACUGAAGUUAUCAGGGAGCGAAGAUCUGCACAGCUCUCGUGGUGCAGGGCGUUUCGUUGCUGUGAACAGGCAUGAGAGGGCAAGUUAAAAUGACAAUUCCACAUUGCACCCCGCAGAGCGAUGGCAUUUUUAGUGACCUAAUGCCUUUAUGGGAGAGUGAUGAAUGAACUGUCACCCACACCGCUGGGGCCGCUCGAGUUAUCCCGAGCGAGGUUGCUCACAGUAUUUGCACUUGUGUUAAAGCAAUAUAAGAAAGAGCGACGGAAAUGCCUCUCUCUGUACAAAACGAACCAGCUCCUUCAUGUGUUACCGUUUUCCCUGAAAGCAGCGUUCCUGUAGAUCUCCGAAAUGUCACUGUUAUCACUGGCCUUUAAGACUAAGGUCUUCAGAUGUUACUUUGACCGUUUUCGAGAAGACAUGUCUACUUGUUUAACUUUCCCACACAUUUGGAUGGCCAUUUAGCAUGCAGCCUACUGGGCAUGAAGUAGAGAAGAUCAAUGUCAGGACACACAAGAGCUUUUUGCAUGUUGUUCACAAGACGUUAAAUGAUACACACACACACCCAAGUCUCAUCAAAAGCCACGUGGUCCACUUUGAUGAAACCUCUCUUUGUCAAACCGUUCCCGUCUGUAUGCAGAUUUUUCGUAAAUUCCGACAGAAUUCGGAGCAGGCCAAAAAAGGGAACUUCGCUGCUGU